AUGUAUCUGAGCGGCGAAAGACUCGCACAGGCCCUGGACCUCCUCAAUCAGAACCACGUAUUCCUACGACGCAUCUACUACCCAGAAGGCCGCAUCCAACGGAGGCGUGUGCUUUCAGGAAGCUGGAGACAACUCCUCCCGCCGGGCUUGGAGAGGAUCACCAGCCGGCUCACGGACACCUUGCGACCCCAGACCCCCUUUCGAUGGAGCCACAUCACCGCCCACCAGCACCUCCAGCUGGAUGACGGAGUCGAGAGGAUCAUGAGCCGCCAUGUCCAAGACGACCUGCCAUAUAGCACCCAGGCGAGCUAUGGGCUCCCCGGUUGGUUCGAAAAACAUAUCCCCAGCCGACAGCAGCAGAGAUCACCGUCCCGCACACCGAUGACAUCUCGGUACACAGCGGCACGAAACUUCCUGGUGAGGAUCACCGAGCACUACCCAGGUCCUAGCGACAUAGACACGUUGCAGAAAAUGUCCAGCGACAUAGAUAUGUUGCAAAGAAUGUCACACGACAGCGACGAUGAAUCGUCCGACGACAGCGGCUAUGAAUCGCCCGACGACAUCGACGACUAUGAACCUCUCAUUCAACCACCAGGAAGCUGCCCACUAUGCCACACCAUCCGCGAAAUCAACGUCGCCGUCGGCUGGAUGCGCAUCAAGGUGGCGAACAGCCGGGCCAACGAACACGACAUGGCCUCCUUUCUCGAAACAGCGCGCUCCGGGUUCGAAUACUGGUGGGAGGAGCUGCGCAACCGGGUGGGGGCGGACGCGGACGACGGCCGGACCACCACAGCAGACGGCGACGAGGAGGCGGUCACCAACCACAUUCUGGCACACCUCCAGCUGCACUUCACGGAGGGUGCGACGCACACGGAAACUAGGGCUCCGGUGCCGCUCCAGGAGAUGUGGGAAUACUGUAUGCCACUGGAGUGGCAAAAACGCAGACGAGAUCAACGGCGCCGCGGGCCCUAUUGCAACAUCAUGGAGACGGCUCUUGUCGACGAGAUCCUGGACGAGCCGUUUACAACGCCGACGCCGUCGCUCGAGGGGGACGAAUAUGCCCGACGGCUCGAGCGGGUGCUCAGCAUCCAUGGACCGCAUCAGCAUUUCUCCAGAUGA
Molecule: messenger RNA, 1119 nt
Organism: Anthostomella pinea
Lineage: Eukaryota; Fungi; Ascomycota; Sordariomycetes; Xylariales; Xylariaceae
Source: the annotation of a GenBank genome assembly